AUGAUCCUGCCCUACUCCUCGUUAUUCCUAAGCACCUAUGGUCAGCUGUUCUCCAAGAACCUCACGUCUUACCAACGGCAGGUCACCUCGCUUCGCGAGCCCUCAGCUCCGGGUCCAAUUGCCGGCGUUCCCGUACUGGUGCAGCUUCGCGAGCCCUCAGCUCCGGGUCCGCUUGCCGGCGUUCCCGUACUGGCGCAGCUUCGCGAGCCCUCAGCUCCGGGUCAGCUUGCCGGCGUUCCCGUACUGGUGCAGCUUCGCGAGCCCUCAGCUCCGGGUCAGCUUGCCGGCGUUCCCGUACUGGUGCAGCUUCGCGAGCCCUCAGCUCCGGGUCAGCUUGCCGGCGUUCCCGUACUGGUGCAGCUUCGCGAGCCCUCAGCUCCGGGUCAGCUUGCCGGCGUUCCCGUACUGGUGCAGCUUCGCGAGCCCUCAGCUCCGGGUCAGCUUGCCGGCGUUCCCGUACUGGUGCAGCUUCGCGAGCCCUCAGCUCCGGGUCCGCUUGCCGGCGUUCCCGUACUGGUGCAGCUUCCCGCACCCUCAGCUCCGGGUCCGCUUGCCGGCGUUCCCGUACUGGUGCAGCUUCCCGCACCCUAG
This is a messenger RNA of Dermacentor silvarum, 591 nucleotides long. RefSeq lists its product as uncharacterized. Lineage: Eukaryota; Metazoa; Arthropoda; Arachnida; Ixodida; Ixodidae. The record is from RefSeq and is a predicted model, not a curated record. Bases 1 to 591 code for a protein of 196 amino acids. The transcript is spliced from 2 exons.